AUGAAUGGAAUCACCAUCGAUUUCGAGCUAAAUGCAGAAAACCAAAUUAAACUAGCAAAGACUUUCAAGUCUUUUCAGUGGAAAUACUUGACUGUAUAUACAUUAGUGAUGGGCACUGAUUGGCUACAAGGCCCUUAUUUGUAUAAGCUUUAUCAAUCUUAUGGUCUUGGAUUAACAUCAAUAUCUAUGCUAUUCCUGACAGGGUUUAUCAGUAGUGCCUUUGCAGGGACAGCCAUUGGGAGUUUAGCAGAUGUUUAUGGGCGUAAACGUGUGUGUAUCAUUUUCUGCUUUACUAUGAUUGCUUCACUCCUCCUUCGUCUUAUAAACGCGUAUCCAUUACUAUUCGCUUCUCAUGUGCUUUCAGGACUUUCAACAGCACUUUUAUACUGCGUGUUUGAAGCAUGGUAUGUCUCAGAACAUGCGUCAAGAGGCUACCCUGCUGAAUGGAGAGCACGCACAUUUGCACUAUGUACUUUUCUUAACAGCUGUGCUGCCAUUGCUGCAGGAGCAUUUGCGAAUAUAUUAGUGGAUGUAUGGGGAUUUAAAUCUCCUUAUGUUGCCUCAAUCGUCUUGCAGGCUAUUGUUUGCUCAAUGAUAAUAUCCUCAUGGGCUGAAAAUUAUGGAAUUGAUCAAAUGAAGGAGCGCAAAAGCUUACAAAAAAGUUUAAGAGAAGGAAUAUAUGUUAUGUUUCAAAGUAGAAACAUUAUGGUGCUUGCCAUUGCACAGACGCUCUUUGAAUGUUCAAUGUACAUAUUUGUACUAUUGUACACACCAGCCAUUGAAAGUGUUGCAGAAAAUAGCAACAUUUCUCUUGGCUAUUUAUUUUCUACCAUGAUGUUUGCUGUAAUGGCAGGUUCCUUAGUAUUUCAACUGUGUGAACGGUUAAAUAGAUAUGGCACACGUCAAUUGUCUAUCACAUCAAAGGAAAAGCUAUUGAUAAUUGCUCUUGGUUUGGCAUCUUGUUCUUUUAUGAUGAUGGCGUACUAUGGGCAGUAUUCAGCAUUUCUUAUGGUUGUGGCAUACCACAUCUUUGAGUUUACAACAGGGUUAUAUUAUCCUAGUAUUGCCUCUCUAAAAGCAGAGUGUAUUCCAGAAGAAACACGGGCUGUCAUAAUGACAUUGAUCAGAAUACCAAUGAAUUUAGGUGUUGGUAUUAUCAUUUGGCAGAAGAUAUUUCUAUUGCAAUGA
Rhizopus microsporus ATCC 52813 is the source of this 1188-nucleotide messenger RNA. RefSeq names its product DUF791-domain-containing protein. Gene Ontology annotation, molecular function: molybdate ion transmembrane transporter activity. Gene Ontology annotation, cellular component: membrane. NCBI's taxonomy places the organism in Eukaryota, Fungi, Mucoromycota, Mucoromycetes, Mucorales, Rhizopodaceae. The transcript is spliced from 8 exons. Gene Ontology annotation, biological process: molybdate ion transport. The record is from RefSeq and is a predicted model, not a curated record. Bases 1 to 1188 code for a protein of 395 amino acids.